GGCUGGGAGCUCCCCUUCCACUCCUCCGCGGGCCCCAGGGGACUGACAUGGCCCAGAAGAGUCCCAGCCCCGCCCUGGAGCCCGAGCACGUCCAGCGGCUGCUGCUCUCCUGCCGGGAGGCCAAGAAGUCCGCCUACUGCCCCUACAGUCACUUCCCCGUGGGGGCCGCCCUCCUCACCGGGGACGGGAGGAUCUUCUCCGGGUGCAACAUAGAAAAUGCCUGCUACCCACUGGGCGUCUGUGCUGAACGAACCGCCAUCCAGAAGGCCAUCUCAGAAGGGUACAAAGAGUUCAGGGCAAUUGCUAUCUCCAGUGACUUGCAAGAUGAUUUUAUCUCCCCAUGUGGGGCCUGCCGGCAGGUCAUGAGAGAGUUUGGCACUGACUGGGCUGUCUACAUGACCAAGCCGGAUGGCACGUAUGUUGUCAGGACAGUCCAGGAGCUGCUGCCUGCCUCCUUUGGGCCUGAGGACCUGCAGAAGAUCCAGUGA
Molecule: messenger RNA, 488 nt
Organism: Lipotes vexillifer (Yangtze River dolphin)
Lineage: Eukaryota; Metazoa; Chordata; Mammalia; Artiodactyla; Lipotidae
Gene: CDA
Product: cytidine deaminase
Exons: 4
Coding region: 48-488 (146 amino acids)
Cellular component (GO): cytosol
Molecular function (GO): cytidine deaminase activity; zinc ion binding
Source: RefSeq, a predicted model, not a curated record